Messenger RNA from Diuraphis noxia (Russian wheat aphid), 971 nucleotides. RefSeq names its product NADH dehydrogenase (ubiquinone) B14.7 subunit (gene ND-B14.7). Gene Ontology annotation, cellular component: respiratory chain complex I; mitochondrial inner membrane. The record is from RefSeq and is a predicted model, not a curated record. Gene Ontology annotation, biological process: mitochondrial electron transport, NADH to ubiquinone. Lineage: Eukaryota; Metazoa; Arthropoda; Insecta; Hemiptera; Aphididae.
UGCAGAACGCGUAUUUACUAUUAUUUUCCAUCACGAUUCACGAGUGUAUAUUUUUCUUUAAUCGUGAUUUCUGUAGUUGAUCAAGGUGAAUAUUAGUUAUUAUAAUAAUAUACAAAUAUCAGUCUACCGCUUAUCGUUCGAAACGCAUAACAUAUGUUCGUGUUAUCACGACCGGAUUCGUAUUUUCAGUUUUGUGAGUAGCGAAAACUAGAAAUAAACGUCGAAAACUUAAUCGUUUUCUUCUUGGCCGGGUCUCCUGUCUCCCAAUCAUCGUACCAUCGAUACUUGAUUGCAUAGUCGUGAUCUCCGCGAUCGUCUGUUACCCACACCAACUAAACCAUCAGCCGUCAUGUCGCUAUUCAGGUAUUCGUAUUACGAUACACCGGACGGUAAGGACCUCAUAAAAAAACUAUUCUACACCAACAAACAAGUGUCCAUCAUUGGGUUCGGGCUGGCUACAUCAGAAAUCAUCCUGGUCAGCAAACCAUUCGGAUAUCUGAAUACCAUUUACAGAUACGGACAGUUGAUGGGACCAAUGUUUGCUGCCACAUCGACGUUCUGCUUGGUGACGCACUUAUCCACUAACAUACGUGGUAAAGAUGACAUGGUGAACUAUGCCAUUGGCGGUUUCUCCACUGGCAUUGUGACGGGUAUAAUCUUAAAUCAAAAAAUGAUCGGUACUUGGAUGGCAGUUGUGUUAGCGUGCAUUGGUGCAGCCAAGAAGCAUUCAAAGCUCAACAAUUACGAAUUCUACCCCACUUAUCCUAAAAUUCGUAAACCCAUACACGGAGAUUUCAGAACACCGUACAAUAAUUGGAGCUUAUAUGAAAUGCGACCAAAAGGAUGGAUAGCUGCUGAAGAACGACAGGAAUAAGUAAAGAUUUACCAACAGCAGUUCAUAAUAUUGAAAUAAUUAUGUGAGUGUACAAUUUAUUUAGUAAUAAUAUAUUACGCAUAAUAAUAUGUUUUGU